AAAUGGUAUACGAAGGCAAACGGUUGGUUUCCUGCCAUUGUUUCUUCCUGUUAACAGCCAAAUUCUACUGGAUACUCACUCUGAUGCAAAGGACUCACGGCCAGGAGUAUGCCCACUCCAUUCGCCUGGAUGGGGACAUCAUCUUGGGAGGACUGUUCCCUGUUCAUGCAAAAGGGGAUAGAGGGGUGCCUUGUGGGGAGCUCAAGAAGGAGAAGGGGAUCCACAGACUAGAGGCAAUGCUGUAUGCAGUUGAUCAAAUUAAUAAAGACCCUGAUCUUCUUGCCAAUAUCACCUUGGGUGUCCGUAUCCUUGAUACGUGUUCCAGGGACACUUAUGCAUUGGAGCAGUCCUUAACAUUUGUGCAAGCUUUGAUAGAAAAAGAUGGUUCAGACGUGAAGUGUGCAAACGGUGACCCACCUAUUUUCACUAAGCCAGACAAGAUAUCAGGUGUGAUAGGUGCUGCAGCAAGUUCUGUGUCCAUUAUGGUUGCAAAUAUUUUAAGACUCUUUAAGAUACCUCAAAUCAGCUAUGCAUCCACAGCUCCCGAGCUGAGCGAUAACACCAGGUAUGACUACUUCUCUCGAGUGGUCCCGCCAGACUCCUACCAAGCCCAGGCCAUGGUUGACAUCGUGACAGCCCUUGGGUGGAACUAUGUCUCAACACUGGCUUCCGAAGGCAACUACGGAGAGAGUGGUGUGGAGGCGUUCACGCAGAUCUCCAGGGAAAUUGGAGGUGUUUGCAUUGCUCAGUCACUCAAAAUCCCUCGGGAACCAAGACCAGGAGAAUUUGAAAAGAUCAUUAAGCGCUUGUUGGAAACUCCAAAUGCUCGAGCAGUGAUCAUGUUUGCGAACGAAGAUGAUAUUAGGAGAGUACUGGAAGCAGCCAAAAAAGCUAAUCAGUCUGGACAUUUUCUCUGGAUUGGCUCAGACAGCUGGGGGUCAAAAAUUUCACCAGUCCAGCAGCAGGAGGAGAUUGCAGAAGGAGCAGUAACCAUUCUACCCAAAAGAACAUCUAUAGAUGGAUUUGAUAGAUAUUUUCGGAGCAGAACACUUGCUAACAAUCGAAGAAAUGUCUGGUUUGCAGAAUUUUGGGAGGAGAAUUUUGGAUGCAAGUUAGGAUCACAUGGAAAAAGAAAUAGCAAUAUCAAGAAAUGCACAGGCUUAGAAAGAAUUGCGAGAGAUUCAGCCUAUGAACAAGAAGGAAAAGUUCAGUUUGUCAUUGAUGCAGUGUAUUCCAUGGCCUAUGCCCUGCACAACAUGCAUAAAGAUCUCUGUCCUGGAUAUAUUGGUCUGUGCCCAAGGAUGAGCACAACUGAUGGUAAAGAACUACUUAGCUAUAUCCGGGCAGUAAAUUUUAAUGGGAGUGCUGGAACACCUGUUGUUUUCAAUGAAAAUGGAGAUGCUCCUGGACGCUACGAUAUUUUUCAGUAUCAAAUCACCAACAAGAGUACAGAAUACAAAGUAAUUGGUCAGUGGAGUAAUCAACUUCAUCUAAAUGUAGAAGAUAUGCAGUGGGCUAACAGAGAACACACUCAUCCAGCAUCUGUCUGCAGCCUGCCCUGUAAAGCUGGGGAAAGAAAGAAAACCGUGAAGGGAGUGCCCUGCUGCUGGCACUGUGAGCGCUGCGAGGGCUACCACUACCAGGUGGAUGAAUUCAACUGUGAACUCUGUCCCAUUAAUAAGAGACCAAAUGCCAACCGUACGGAUUGCCAGCUUAUCCCCAUAAUCAAACUGGAGUGGCAUUCUCCUUGGGCCAUCGUGCCUGUCUUCAUAGCUAUUCUCGGUAUAAUUGCCACCACCUUUGUGAUUGUGACAUUUGUCCGCUACAACGACACGCCGAUCGUCAGGGCCUCUGGGCGGGAGCUCAGUUAUGUGCUCCUGACUGGGAUUUUUCUCUGUUACUCCAUUACUUUUUUAAUGAUUGCAGCUCCUGAUACAGUGGUCUGCUCAUUUCGAAGGAUCUUUUUAGGACUUGGCAUGUGUUUCAGCUAUGCUGCGUUACUUACCAAAACAAACAGGAUUCACAGAAUAUUUGAACAAGGUAAAAAAUCUGUCACAGCUCCCAAAUUUAUUAGUCCAGCUUCUCAGCUGGUGAUCACUUUCAGCCUCAUAUCCUUGCAGCUUAUUGGAGUCUUCAUCUGGUUUGCUAUUGAUCCACCACAUACCAUUGUAGACUAUGGAGAGCAGAGGACACUUGACCCAGAAAAUGCCAGAGGAGUUCUCAAAUGUGACAUUUCAGAUCUUUCUCUCAUUUGUUCCCUUGGAUAUAGUAUUCUCUUGAUGGUCACGUGCACUGUUUAUGCUAUUAAAACAAGAGGGGUUCCAGAGACCUUCAAUGAAGCAAAACCUAUUGGAUUUACUAUGUACACAACCUGCAUAAUUUGGUUAGCUUUUAUUCCAAUCUUUUUUGGUACGGCCCAAUCAGCAGAGAAGAUGUACAUCCAGACAACAACACUGACUAUCUCCAUGAGUUUAAGUGCUUCUGUGUCUCUGGGCAUGCUCUACAUGCCCAAGGUUUAUAUUAUAAUUUUUCAUCCAGAGCAGAAUGUUCAAAAACGGAAGCGGAGCUUCAAGGCUGUAGUGACAGCUGCUACAAUGCAAAGCAAACUGACACAAAAAGGAAAUGACAGACCAAAUGGCGAAGUCAAGACUGAACUGUGUGAAAGUCUUGAAACCAACAGUAAGUCAUCUGUAGACUUGGUCAAGAGUGGCAGCACAUCUUAAUAGCUCCUCCUCUACCAAGACAACUUAUGUCAGUUACAGCAAUCAGGCAAACUGAGCAGGGAUGAAAUUCACUGGAAGAUCUGCAGGACUGGAUCUUGCAAACAUAGACUUUACCACCACGAGAAUUCAGUCUUGAAAAUAUCAGUAGUCUACAUUCAAAUCGAUAGUCAGUCUUCUAGAGAACAAGGAUUAAACAAAAGCAAAAUGAAAAAAGAGACAGGGGAAGGAAAAGUCCAGUUUUAUAACUUACAGACAGAGUGUCAAGCUUCUGAACUGUUCAUUCACAAAAGGAAGCAAAUCACAAAAGGAAAACAAAUGUUAGCUUGUGAAAAAAAAAUGCUGUUGAAAUAAAUCAUGUCUGCUGUUAUAUUUGUAAGUACUUUUUUGUGAUUGUGACAAUUUCCUUUCCUGUCCUACAUUGUUCAAUUCGUAAAAGAAGAUGAGUUUGUUUCUUGUGACGGCUGACUGAAUUAAGUCCUGGGUUAUGCUAAAAUAAAUGCAAUGGUCAAUGCAUGCUAAUUUUUAUACAAAAUAAUUUAUUUCUAAUAAUAAAGGAAUGUUUUGCAAAUGUU
Messenger RNA from Passer domesticus (house sparrow), 3295 nucleotides. It is a transcript of the gene GRM8, whose product is annotated as glutamate metabotropic receptor 8. The transcript has 10 exons. The coding region runs from base 3 to 2723 and encodes 906 amino acids. Gene Ontology annotation, biological process: regulation of synaptic transmission, glutamatergic; G protein-coupled glutamate receptor signaling pathway. Lineage: Eukaryota; Metazoa; Chordata; Aves; Passeriformes; Passeridae. Gene Ontology annotation, cellular component: plasma membrane. Gene Ontology annotation, molecular function: group III metabotropic glutamate receptor activity. The record is from RefSeq and is a predicted model, not a curated record.